This is a messenger RNA of Glycine soja, 363 nucleotides long. RefSeq lists its product as uncharacterized. Lineage: Eukaryota; Viridiplantae; Streptophyta; Magnoliopsida; Fabales; Fabaceae. The transcript has a single exon. The record is from RefSeq and is a predicted model, not a curated record. Bases 1 to 363 code for a protein of 120 amino acids.
AUGAAGUGGCACUUCUCCCAAAGCCAAUUCAUGGUUUCAGCGGAGAAUGGAGACCUGAAUCUGGGGUCGACAAAGGUGGCGGGGUUCACGGUCAAGGAGAAGGGCGUGACAGGGCUGAAGGCGGAGACGAGCGUGAAGGAACUGGCAUUGAAUGAGAGGCAGAGGAGAAGGAUUAAGAGCGUCGUGGAGAGCAAGGCGUUGGUCGCUAGAGUGGAGAUUCGAACCAAAAUUGGUUUGGGCUUGAGGGGUUGGAACUCACCCUCCAUCUCUGUCACUAUCGUCUGCGGAGACGUCACCAUGAGACAACUCCAAAAUGGAGACCCUCCCCUUUGCUCCAUCACUCUCCUCAAAUGGUAUUUUUAA